Messenger RNA from Radiomyces spectabilis, 1284 nucleotides. Its product is annotated as heme oxygenase-domain-containing protein. The record is from RefSeq and is a predicted model, not a curated record. Bases 1 to 1284 code for a protein of 427 amino acids. Lineage: Eukaryota; Fungi; Mucoromycota; Mucoromycetes; Mucorales; Radiomycetaceae. Gene Ontology annotation, molecular function: heme oxygenase (decyclizing) activity; heme binding. Gene Ontology annotation, biological process: heme oxidation; heme catabolic process; response to oxidative stress. The transcript has 9 exons.
AUGCCUCCUCAUCCGGGUCUUGAUAUGAUCUCCAACCCCGAAGAAUUGAAGCACUUGUGCCCUGCCUUUGCUUCGGGCUGUCCUUAUGCUAAAAUGGAGGAAGUCGAAUCUGUUGCCGUCUCAUUCGGUGAAUUGUCUAAAUGCCCGGCUUUCCAAAAGGGCUGUCCUUUCUCCAACAAGUCCAAGGAAGAGAUUUCCACUAUGUUGUCGCAAAUUCCCAAGGAACAUCCCGUAUUGAAUAUGGAUGAAAUUCCUUCGUGUGCCGAAGGUGUGAUGCUUGUCAAUCUGUUGAACCAGUUCUUGACUCAAGCUCAAUUGGAUACCCUGUUUGAAAAGCGCGGCAAACCCGAAGAGCCCGUUGUGCCGGCUGAAGAACAAAAGGCUAUUGAAGAGCAACUUUUGGAAGAUCCUCAACUGGCCUCGGCCAUGCGUGAAGGCACCAAAGUCGUGCAUCGCGCUGCCGAAACCAGUGUAUUCACAAAGCGUUUCUUGAAGGGUGAUAUCAACAAGCCUGAAUAUGGCCGCUACAUCAACUCGCUUUACUUUGUUUACCAGACAAUGGAAGAAUUGCUUGAAAAGCACAAAGCCAACCCCGUCAUUGAGCUUAUUCACUUUCCUCACGAAUUGAACCGUAAAGAAGCUCUCCUCAAUGAUUUGGAAUUCUAUUACGGCAAGGACCGCGUGGCCGGUUUGAUUGAUCCUAGCACGAUGACCCCUGCUGUCAAGACAUAUGUCCAAGCCAUGCAUGAUGCUUGUGCUACCAACCCUGCCUUGCUCAUUGCUCACAGCUACUCCCGUUAUCUCGGUGAUUUGAGUGGUGGUCAAAUCCUUGCCAAGCGUUUGAAGAAGCACGUUUUCGGUAUGGAGGAAGAUGACGGUUCCUGGGAUACCAAGGACGGUCUCAACUUUUACUAUUUCGAUAACCUCGGCAACCAAACCGAGUUCAAGAACUUUUACCGUGAACGCUUAAACGCCGCCAAGGUGGAUGCCAAAACCAGAGAUCUUAUUGUGGAGGAAGCCGUCCGAUCUUUCGAAUUGAAUAUUGCCGUGUUUGACGAGAUCCAAGUGCUGUCUGAAACCGGUCAAUUGACCCCUACCGUGGGCGCGGACAAGGCAAAGAAAGAGUCCGUUGUCGAGGCACCUGCAUCUGCUGCUGCUGCUCCCAAAGAGACCAAGGGCAGCUGCUGCAGUGGAGCCGUCCAGUGGGUGGGUGUGGUGGCUGCGGCAGUGGCUGUGGCUGCGGUGGGUGCUGCUGUUUAUCAGCGUUACGCACGACAGCAAUAA